Messenger RNA from Phycodurus eques (leafy seadragon), 4374 nucleotides. It is a transcript of the gene iqub, whose product is annotated as IQ motif and ubiquitin domain containing. Lineage: Eukaryota; Metazoa; Chordata; Actinopteri; Syngnathiformes; Syngnathidae. Gene Ontology annotation, molecular function: protein binding. Bases 149 to 2626 code for a protein of 825 amino acids. The record is from RefSeq and is a predicted model, not a curated record. The transcript is spliced from 11 exons. Gene Ontology annotation, cellular component: acrosomal vesicle; motile cilium. Gene Ontology annotation, biological process: cilium assembly.
UAAUAAAGAAAGGGGGUUGGGCUAACCUCCUGGUCGCUAUGGCAACGCGUAAACGGAAGCGCUGCAAGGUGCUCAAUGAAACCGCUCGCUCGGACGAAACUAAAAAUACAGCUGGUGUAAAAAAAUUUAAUAAAAUAAUCAUAAAAUAAUGUCAGAGCAGGAGCAUGAAGCAACCAUUCCUCCAGGAUCAGAGGAGAACCAAGAAGAACCGGGCACAACAGAGAACCAGGGAGAAGCAAGCGAUGAGGAGCACAAGGAUCAUGAAGAAUUACCAGGAUCAGAGGACCACGGCGAACCAGGGAAUGAGGACCAGACAUCACCGGGAGUAAGCACCUCCGAAGACCAAGGAGAAACGGGGAAGGAGGAGGAGACUUUAAUGGGAGUCGACAACACAGAAGAGAACCAAGGGGAACCAGGGAAUGAAGAUGAAACCUUACUCAGAAGAAACACCUCCGAGGACCAAGGGGAACCAGGAAAUGAGGAGGAACAAGACAACGAGUCCUUACCAGGAGUAAGCACCUCUGACGACCAAGCAGAACCAGGGAAUGAGGAUGAAACCUUAUCAGAAGUCAACACCUCAGUGGACCAAGAGGAACCGGGGACUGGAGAGGAUCAGGAGGAUGAGACCUUACCCGGAGUAAGCACCUCUGACGACCAAGCAGUACCAGGGAAUGAGGACGAAACCUUAUCAGAAGUCAACACCUCAGUGGACCAAGGGGAACCGGGGACUGGAGAGGAUCAGGAGGAUGAGACCUUACCAGGAGUAAAGACCUCGGAGGGACAACCAGGAGGCGAGGACGAGCAGGCUAGCUGCUCUAGAGCAGGGCAAGCGGCUCGGGACCAGCAGAGCCUCUCGGAACUCGGCGUCCAGCCGCACGGCACCGCCACCGUGGAGAUGACGUCAUCAGACCCCGACACUCACCCGCUGCGCACUCAUGCUGACUCAGAGCGCGAAGACAUGCAGAACGUCAUCAAUGUGAGCCUGCUAACAGAUGAUCUCGUUCCAGACGAUGGCGCUCCGCAGGACGCGCCAGGGGAGAGCGAGCAUCCCCACCUGCAGAAGCCCUUCCUGGGUGGCUACAGGCACAAGCUGACGGGCGCCGAGUACCACCACGCCGCCGCCCAGACCCCACGCAGGGCGAGACCCGGCCGAGGGGUGGACAUAGUCAGCCGAGACACACAGACUGCGGAACAGGUGCUUCAGACCCAGCAGUGCGCCUCCAGCGUCACCACGCAGAUGACCAGCGUGGGCUGCUACAUCUCCAACCUCAAGGACAAACUGCUCAGCCCGGGCCGCUACGUGACCGCAGACGAGUAUCACGACGCUAGGCUCAAUGCUGUGAUCCGCCUGCAGGCGCACACCCGUCGCUGGCUGAGCUGCCGGGCGGUGGAGCGGCUGAGGCGGGAGCGUGACCGUCGUCUGGCCUGGAUCGAUCUUCAGGAGCGCCGGAGGCACGAGGAGAGGGCGGAGCAGCUGCGAGACAGCCACGACCGCUGGAUGCAACCGCGGAAGAAGGAUGACCUCAACCUGCUCUACAACGCCCUGGAGAAGUGGAGGAGCGACAAGGAGCAUCAGAUCAACGCGACGCUGCGAGGGGCCGAGAGGAAAGCGGCCCUGUGCUCGCUGCUGGAGCAGGAGACGCAGUACAUCGCCACCAUCGGACGCCACGGCAUCGCCAUCAGGAGCGACAACUACAACAAAGCCGUCAGGAAGUUCCUGGACAAGUCGUCGACGCCUCACCAGUGGCGGGCGGCGGACGGUCGCCUGAUCGAGAUGGACACGCCCGACACCAUCCGGGCCAGACAGCUGGGAGAUCUGUACGACUGUGUGGCCAUGGCGCCCGUCAGCCGGGAGCAGAGGCUGGACAUCCUACUGUGCCUCGCCCAAAUUGUGGCGGUGCACCCGUGCCAGCUGACCCGGGACAUCGUGGAGCUGAUCAACAGGGAGGCGGACCUGAUAAGACGACAGGUGAAGGCGGCCAACCUGGAAGGUCUGAGGAAGAGACUGUCCACCCUCUUCCUGCAGUUCAUCCGCACGCCAGGAUUCAACCCUGAGGUGGCCAAGCACCUCAAGGUGCCCCAGAGCACUUCGCAGCUGAGGAACGACGUGUUCCUCUGCCACGGCUGCCAACGCUACCUGGGCUCGGCCCACUUCCGCUCGUCCACCCGCGCCCACCUGGGCCGCCGUUGCCUGGACUGCACCCGGCUGAAGAACAUCGCCGGCAGCCGAGACGACUUCUCCUGCUACAAGAACAUCCUGAAGAGGCUGAGGGACGGCGAGCUGCUCCUCAACAAGGACAACACCAUUCCCUUCAUGCUGCAGGUGGAGGACAUCCAGUACCUGGUGGAGGUGGUCUGGGGGGCCCGCUCGGCCCUCAGCGGCAGCGGCGACCUGUUCGGCCUGGUCCUGGUCCGCUGGGAGCGCCGCAAGGACUGGAGCCCCUGGAACUGCGUCCUGCUCAGCAAGGACGAGACGGACGCUCACCUCCAGGUGGAGGACUUGCUCAAGGUGUACGACCUUCCCGUGAUCCGCAGCGUCGAACACAAACACCUGCUGGCCCGCCGCCACUACAACCAGAUGCCCGCCAUGGUCACCGUCGCCAAGCGCGGGAGACGCGGCAAAUGAAAGCCCGCCACUUGUCGCUCAUCGCCACUUUUCCCGGCAGGCGUGUCUCAAUACUUUUGACCGUUCUGCUCUGCUAUGCUGUCACUCUGCCAGCCGGUGGCGCUACAUACAACAGAAAGUCAUUUGACGAACUAAUUCAGGGUUGACAAUUACCAUGGGUGGGAAAAUAUGACUUUAAUAGAAGUGCAACAAUUUUUUGACAACUAUUUUGAUAAUCGAGUCAUCGUUUUGAGACCUUUUUGAACUUAAAAUUGUCCACAUCCUCAGAAUUUCAGUCUCUCAACAGUCAAUAUUCCAUGAAAGCAGCCUGAUUAUCUUUGUGUUUAAUCAUAAGACGUUUGCAAACAUUUUUUUCAAACAGUUUUUACUUUGAAAAACAAUUAUCAACAUUUUUGCCAAUUUCUAACAAAUGUUACGAACCAAACUUUGAACUGAAUCAUACUUAAAUUAUGUUUGGGCAUUUUUUUUAUGUUGUGAAUUUGAAAUAAUGACCAGUUUUUUAUUAAAGGGAUGGGAACAUGUGUUUUCUUUAAAUUCAAUUCAUAGAUUAAUUGAAAAAAUUAUCACCAGAUUGAUUGAUUAUUAAAGUAUCAACAAGAACAGUAAGAGAAGUAUUUCGACGUAAAUUUCGACUAACGGUGAAAUCCGGCUUAUGCGGAAAUUCGGAAUAGGAACGGAAGUCGUUCGUAAAUCGAGGACUUCCUGUAUUGUUUUGCACUUGCAGACCACCGUAAUUUGUGGAUGUACGAUGGAAAAGAAAAGGAAAAAAAAAAAUCUAAUGUUGUCGUUUAUGACUAAUAUUUUCAGUUUACAUUUAUUGUAUCAAAUAUUUAUAUUUGAUUCAAAUGAGUUUAAUUGAUGACAAAUCUUAUUCAGGGAUGUCCAAACAUUUUCCAUUUGGGGUCACAUACAGAAAAAUAAAACACAUUGUGUUUAUUAAACAUAUUUAAAAUGUAUUUAAUAUGCUGUAAACCAACAGUUAAACAUUAAAAAAAGGUUAAAUCUCAAUUUGGUGGUAUUGGUCACAAAGCAAAACGUGAGUAGUAUCAGUGUGAUAUCUAAGAAUAACAAAAAAGAAAGUAAUCUAUUUCAACAUUUCCCAAAAUAAUUUUGGAAAAAAAUGGAGCAAUGUCUUGUACAAUUUAUUUAUUUAAUUCAUUAAGGCUCAGAGUGAAGUUCUUGCAUGUGUCAAGCAGACCAGGAGAAGCUCAUCCAUGCUUUUAUCUCAAGUAGACUUGACUAUUGUAAUGGUCUUCUGACUGGACUCCCUAAAAAGAGCCUUAAACAGCUGCAGCUCAUUCAGAAUGCUGCGGCUCGGGUUCUGACCAAAACAAAGAGGUCAGAGCAUAUUACUCCCGAUUCUGAAGUCUUUACACUGGCUUCCAGUCAGCUUUAGAAUAGAUUUUACCGUUCUGCUACUGGUCUAUACAUCACUAAACGGUUCAAGUCCUGAAUACGUAAAUGAAAUGCUAACGCAAUAUAAAGUCGGUAGGGCUCUGAGAUCGACAGACUCAGGAGUCUAACGCAAACACGGUGAAGCAGCAUUUAGCUAUUAUGCUGCACACAAAUGGAAGAAGUUGCCAAAAGAAGUCACGUCAGCCCCAAGUGUGCGUGUUUGGAAGUCCAGGUUAAAAACUCUUCUUUUCCCCAUGUUUUCUAGAGCAUUUCCACUUAAAUAUUUCUUGCACUGUACGCUGUUUUAACUGUAUUUGUAUUUUAUUUUUUCCUCUUUGUUUUAAAUGUUUAUA